GCUUUGAAAACUCUCGCGAGUCUGUCGGUUGUGUAGUCCCGUCUCCAGAAGCUGCUUCACUUAUUCGGCAACUAGUGCAGUCUGUAGCUGGUAAGAGUUCAAGUUAGGUUAAGUGGUGUUGCGAAGAUUGGACAGGAGCGUCUUUACGAAUCGGGUUUGCACGUAAGUGUUGCUUUAGGGAGAUGGCAUCCCCAGCUCCGAUUAAAGGAAUUUUAAAGAACAAGCGGCGAGCAGGGCCGGAGGAGGCUGUGGCAGAGAGCUCCAAGCAGAAGCCGUUGGUUCAAGAGGUUGACGAUCAGUUUAAGAAAUCACAGAAAUGGGAUGAAAUGAAUAUCUUGGCUACGUAUCAUCCAGCUGACAAAGAUUAUGGCCUGAUGAAGAUUGAUGAACCAAGCACUCCAUACCACAGAAUGGUGGGAGAUGAUGAGGAUGAAGGGGCUGUGAGUGACUCUGAAACAAAUGAAGUCCUUUCUGGAGACAAACUAAUGGAAAGGUUAGGAGCAGCACUACAAAACAACAGACAGGAGGAAGAGGAAGAGAGCAGUGAAGAGGAAGAGGAGGAAUUGACACCAGAAGCAAAAGAAAAAAAGGCAGAGUUUGAAAUGAAAAGGAAGCGCCACUAUGAUGAGGGAAUGAAUAUUAAAUUAGCCAGACAGUUAAUCCAAAAAGAACUUGACGCAUGUAGCGAAGAUGAAGAUGACGAUGAUGGCAUCGAUGACAGUAGUGCCCGAGAUGAAGAUAUGAAGGAGAUUGAUGAUGAUGAUUCUGAAGUAGCAAAUACUACUGAAGAUGUAACAAUUGAAGACCAGCCAGAAGAACAGAAUUUGUAACAAUGAAGAAACAAGCUGCCACUGUAACAAACAAUUUUGCUGAAGAUGAACUUAGAUUUAUAAAGUGAAAGGUGUGUCCUGCUUCUUGACAUUACUAUGUAUGGCCGGAUGUUUAAAAUGAGCAUGUGUUACAUGGUAAUACUAUUACUAAGAAAGCUUCACAAAAUUGGAUGCGUUUAAGAGCUAUCUUUAAUAUUUGUUGCAAGAACACUGCUUCAUCAUUGCAGGAGUGACUUUAGAAGCACAUUAGGAGUGGAAUUUAAUCACAAGACUGAUCCUGGCAGUUUAUUUGAAGCCUUCUUGGAGUAAAUUUAUGCUUACUACAGUAUUUGUAUGCCUGUGUCCUCCAGAUCUGGGAAUAUUUUAACUACUUUCUGAAGAUGGAAUAAGUCAGGUUACACUGCAGAGUGCUUAUCUGGCUUGCUGUGUAACAUGCAGUUCAAAACUAACUUCAAAAGUUGCUGCUUGUGUCUGUUAUCAAGGCUACAACAUAAGAUGGAAACUGAUCAUUGCUGGAUGAAUCCGUUACUCUGCAGAGUAUGCACACAGUUAAAAGUCUUUGACAACAGUCCGAAGUCUUAUCUGAUUUAAGUUGCAUAUUUUAUUUGUAGUACAAUACUUUAAUAUUAUUGUUAAUAUUCAGUUACUGUGCCAGUGAGAUGCAAGUCUUUAAGUUCAUACAAAUGUCCAAGGUAAAUUUCUCUGUUUUGUAUGAGACAAAAUGAAAGUGUUUAAGAAAAUGAUUUUAUAUUGUCUAUUUUAAAGAACUGCUUUACUCCCUUUAUUAAGACUCUUGAUCUGAUCUUUGGAAAAAAAAUUGUCCAUAGUAAGUUAUUGGGAUCUAAUGAUGUGUUGUCUACUUGGUUUACCUCUUUCUGUUGUAUCCCACUGCUGUCAUGCAGAAAAUGCUAACAUUACUUUGUUCUGAAUCCAAAUCUGAUGGUUAGCCUAACUAUGAAUGAUCAGUAAUUUACUAUGUUUCCCAGGUAUUUUGUUUUAUUUCUUGGCAUAGUGUAGUCUGUCACUGCCCUUGCUGGCUGCAACAUUGUUUUGUUAUUACUUCUGUAUACCAAACAUAUUUUGAAUUAUGAGUAAAUGUUAUUUUCUUGUACUGUG
Protopterus annectens (West African lungfish) is the source of this 1946-nucleotide messenger RNA. RefSeq names its product protein phosphatase inhibitor 2-like. The record is from RefSeq and is a predicted model, not a curated record. The transcript is spliced from 6 exons. Lineage: Eukaryota; Metazoa; Chordata; Ceratodontiformes; Protopteridae. Gene Ontology annotation, biological process: regulation of signal transduction. Gene Ontology annotation, molecular function: protein phosphatase inhibitor activity. The coding region runs from base 183 to 830 and encodes 215 amino acids.